Molecule: messenger RNA, 2429 nt
Organism: Rotaria sordida
Lineage: Eukaryota; Metazoa; Rotifera; Eurotatoria; Philodinida; Philodinidae
Source: the annotation of a GenBank genome assembly
AUGUCACGUCGGCAAUUAAUUUUUCUCUAUUUAUUUAUCUUAUUUACUGGUAUUUUUGCUCAAAAAUAUGAUCCUAACCCUGAACAUGAUGAUGAAGAUGAACCUCGAUCAAUAAAUCGAAUACAAUCAUCAAUUAAUAGUGAAAGAAAACUUUUUUUAAACAAUAGAGGUAAUAAUAAUGAUAAUCAACAACAAUCAGUUGUUGGCCAAUCACGAGUACGUUCAUCAAUUGAAACAAAUCGGCGAUCAUCAUCAUCGACACCACUUGCUAGUAGUAAUGAAUGUAAAUUUGAUGUGCAAAAAUAUUGUAAUAAAGGAAGUCAACAAUUACUUUCAAAUUUAAAAGUGUUAGAAUGUAUUGAUGAUCUUGAUAAUGCUGUGAAUUUAAUUAGUAAAGAAUGUCAACAUCUUAUCUAUAAAUUUAAAUAUAAUAUGACACUUGAUCCACAUUUUGAUGAUACAGCUGAAAGACAAUGUUCAAAAGAUUUAAAAGUAUUUGAUGAAUGUAAAGAACUUAUUGGUAAACGUGGUUCUGGUCGUCUUGUAACAUGUUUAUAUGAAUUUUUACCUAAUAUAACUGAGUCAUCUUGUCGUUAUUUUAUUAAACAAAUGCAAGCUAUUAUUUUCAAUGAUUGGCGUUUAAUAGAAUAUUUUCCUGAUGCAUGUAUGGACAAUAUUAAAAAUUUAGAAUGUGGUCGAUUAGAUGAUGAAAAUGAAGCUAUACCACAUGAACCAGGUGCUGUUAUUUCAUGUUUAUCACAAAAAUAUAAUAAAUUAGGUCAACAAUGUCGAAAAGAAAUUUUUCGCUUAGCUGAAAUGCAAUCGGAUGAUUAUCAUCUUGAUCGUGCUUUAUAUUAUGCAUGUCGUGAUGAUCGAGAACGUUUAUGUGCACAAGUUUCAAGUGGUAAUGGCCGAGUUUAUCGUUGUCUUUAUGAUCAAAAAUUUAAUAGUAUGAUGUCACCAGCUUGUCGUAAAGAAGUUCAUCGACGACAAUCAUUAGUAGUUGCAGAUGUAAAACUGGAUGUACCAUUAACUCGAGCAUGUCGUAAUGAAAUGCUUGAACAUAAAUGCGUUAUUGAUCCUGUAGAAGGUGAUCAAAAAUCAUCAUUAGUUAAAUUACUUUUAUGUCUUGAAGAUACAUUAAAACGCGGUUAUCAUAUACAAGAUGAAUGCAGACGUGAAAUGCUUGUUCAUCGUCGUAUGUUAAUGUCUGAUUAUGAACUUUCACCCGAACUUCAAUCUGAAUGUAAAAUGGAAAUGGUACAAUAUUGUCCAUCGUUAUUUCAACAAGGUGUUAGUGGUACAACAGAUCAACGUGGUGGUCGAAUGAUUCAUUGUUUAUUAGCUGCUGCACGAAAAGAAAAAGCUUUUGGUAAACGAUGUUCAUCGGUUGUUAAUUCAUUAGUACGUGCAGUUGAUCCCGGUAGUGAUAUACGAGCAGAUCCAUUACUUGAAACAGCAUGUCGACCUGUUAUUGAUACAUUAUGUCCAAGAAUGAAACCUGGUGAUUCCAAUGUAAUUUUAUGUUUAUUGGAUAAUUUAAAAAAUAUUCGUAUGACAGAAGAUUGUGAAGAUCGUCUUAUGGAAGUGGCUUAUUUUUUGGCACGAGAUUGGAGAUUAAUACCAAGAUUAUUACCUACAUGUCAAAAAAAUCUUGAAAGUUUUUGUCAAUUACCAAAAGAUUGGUCAAUGAAUCAAGAAAUAAAUGGUCUUCAAGUUGGAAUGUAUUUAGGUUGUUUAUAUCAACAACGACAACAACUUGAUAAAGAGUGUCGAAGUGAAUUAAAACGUAUUAUGCAUAUUCGAACACAAGCUAUUGGUUUAAUGCCUGAAAUUGAAGAUAAUUGUUUGACAGAUUUGGCAACUUGUAAAAAUCCAGAAAUUAAAGGAGAAGUAAGAAAAUAUUUCAAUCAAAAUAUAAAGAUAUAUAGUAAAACUUCUCUAAUGUAAGCAGUUUAGGUUCAGUAUAACAAAGCGAUCAUAUUAGAGAGAAAGUCAAGCAAAAAUAUAAGUUUUAUUACCAUCUGUGUUCCUUAAAGUACUUAAUAUUUUAUUAAAUAACUUUAACCAUCAUCAUUAAUGAUUCGACUAAGAUUAUCUUUUCAAUUCUAUUUCAAUUUUAAAAUUUUGUUGGAAGAACUCAAGGAUGUUCAGUAAUAGAAGUUUUACUGUACUAUCUCUCUUUCAUAAUAAUCUUUCAGCACAUCUUUACAUAGAACAGCACGUCGUGAGGAUGAGGACGCUGUGAUUAAAGUGUAAAUGUAGCAUUUUAUUUUCCGGAGAGACGAUUUAAAAUUUCAAGAAGGCGAACAUCUAUUUUUUGAAGUAUAGACAUAUAGUGUGUGUUGAAUUGCUUAUAAUCAGCUCUUAUCUAUAUGAGUUGUACAAACCGUACUAUUUACUUUUGCAUAACAGAUUUUUAUAAACUU